AUGUUUUCCAUCCUCGGGGUUCAAGACCGCUUUUCGUGCCAGUGCCCUGGGGACAGCAGCGCAUUGUGUGUAACAUGCAAGAAAUGGGUCAAACCUGGAACUGGGCCUUACUUCCGCAGCCCUAGCUGCAUGAUUCGUUGCAUGUGCCAGACGGGCAAGGAAGCGGAUUCCCGAAUUUACAUGCAUGCGGUGAAAAGGUGGGAGCUGCGGUACGAUCGUCUGCUCCAGCAACACGACCAGCAGCGUCAGGCGCUGCGACAAACUCGGCAAGAGCUUGCCCGCCUCCGAGAAGCCGGUUUGACGCUUCAGGCCGCCGCCGACGGCUUGCUAGGCUCCUGCGCCGCCGCGGAGACGCUGCAAGAGAGGCGAGUGUGGCAACGCCAUGCCGCCGGCAGUGUGCGCGGCGUUUCAGGUGUCAUUGUCGGGGGAGGAGUCACUGGAUGCGCCAUGCUCUACAACCUCGCCCAGCGGGGCGUCAAGUGCGUCCUUUUUGAAAAGGGCGAGCUAACCUGUGGAGCCACCUGGCAUGCAGCGGGUCUGGUGACCCGUUUCCAUGGCGGCAACAACUUCCGCCUGUGGCACGAUGAGGGUGUGAACCUCUUUACGCAGUGGCAAAACGAAGGAACCCCGCUCAGCUUUCACACGCCGGGCUCGAUCCGACUGAUCCCCAACGAGAAGUCGUACAUCGAUGAGGCCAGAUAUCAAGUCGGCAAAGCCAAGAUCUUCUCGUCUCUUUUCGGCUGUGCUGAACACCACAUGAUCUCCCCAGAUGAGAUCAAGGAGAAGCAUCCUCUGGUGAACCUAGACGACAGCGGGAUCUACGCUGGCAUUUUGACAGAGGGCGAUGGUCACAUCGACCCAAGCAGUGUCACAAAUGCCUUUGCGGACCGAGCUAAAGGCCUCGGCGGCGUCAUCGAGCAGAAAACGGAGGUGGUGGCCCUCAACCUGCUCCCCAGCAAGCAGUGGGAGGUCAUUACACGCACAGCUGCAGGUGAAGAAAAGCGGACGGUAGCAGACUUCGUGAUCAAUGCAGCCGGGCUCUGGUGCGACAAAGUUGGUGCCAUGGCUGGCGUCCGCGUGCCGUCGGUGGUGUUGCAGCAUCAGUACUGCAUCACGGAGGCCAUCCCGGAGGUGAAGGAGUAUCACGACAAGCACGGCCACCAGCUGCCAGUGCUCCGGGACUUGAAGGGCUCCUUCUACGUGCGUGACGAACGCGAUGGGAUCCUGCUGGGUCCCUACGAGUACUCGGAGGCCAUGCAGCUCGCCCCGGCGGAGUGGCGGCAGACAGGCAUGCCCAACGAGUACUCCAAUUUCCUCUUCGAGGGCGAUGUGGAGCGCCUGAUGCCACACCUGGAGCGGGCGAUGGAGAUCCUGCCACAAUUCGGGGAAGUAGGCAUGAAGACCGUGCUGAACGGGCCCACGAUGUGGCCUGCGGAUGGAAACCACCUUGUCGGCCCUGCGCCGGAGUGGGACGUGGCGCCCAACUUUUGGCUGGCAUGUGCAGAGUCCUACGGCAUUGCGCACAGCGCAGGCCUAAGCCGCUACCUGUCGGAGUGGAUUGCAAACGGGGAGCCGCCCUACGAACUGAAGGAGGCCGACCCUGCGAGGUAUGGUGCAUGGGCCACGAAAGACUGGGUGGCCACGAAGGUUCGAGAGACCUAUGGCAUGAACAACCAUGUGCACUUCCCGAACGAGAAUUUGCUCGGAGCCAGGCCUGUGGAGCCGAUUCCGAAUCGUGAGAUCUACGACGUGCUGAAGUCCGAGGGCUGCCAGUUCGGCUUCCACAACGGAUGGGAGUGCGCGAACUAUUUCGACGCAAGCUCUGGUGGCGAGCAGCAUGGCAAUGCGCGGGGCUCCUUUCGACGGCCGCCCUACAAGGAAUUGGUCGAGAAGGAGUGCCGCGAGAUGGCAGGCUUCGGUGGCAUUUGCUACUGGCCGUUCGCGAAGUACCACGUCUCUGGGCCUGGCGCGGUAGACUUCAUGGACCGGCUAGUGCCGAACAGGUUGCCGAAAGUCGGCCGCUGCGCCCUUUCGUACUUCCUUACGCCGCAGGGAAAAGUCAGCAGCGAAGUCAUGCUAGUGCGGCUGGCUGAAGACAAGUUCUAUGUGGUCUCUUACCCUGAGCAGGAGCUGUUUGACUGGCGCUGGUUGCACAUGAACAAGCCGGCAGAGGGCGUAGAAAUCGAGAAUGUCACCGCUGACUUUGGGACGCUCAUGGUGUCCGGCCCCGAGAGCCGCCGCGUCCUGGCGCAGCUGGACGGCGAGGAGGCAAACUGGUCCAAGGACAACUUCAAGUUCUACGCCUGGAAGCAGGUGGAGCUCGCUGGCAUCCCCUGCCGGGCGUUGCGCGUCAGCUUUACCGGAGAGUUGGGUUGGGAGCUCCACCCAGCCACCGGCGAUGUCGCCCCGCUGUACCGGGCGCUGAAAGCUGCGGAGCCGCGCUUGAAUGACUGGGGAGGAUAUGCCAUGGGCUCCUUCCGCCUGGAGAAAGGCUUCAAGGCCUUCGGCUCUGACAUGACCAGGGACCACCAGGCCCUGGAAGCCGGGAUUAGUGGAAAGUUUCUGCGAAUGGAGAAAGACUUCAUUGGCAGAGAUGCCCUCGCUGCAAGCCCAGAGCCGGCGAGACGACUAGUGCACCUGGCUGUUACCAGCCCGGAAGGUGUUGAUUGCGUCGGCAAUGAGUCCAUCUUCAACUCUGUCACAGGAGAAGUGGUGGGCUUCACAACAAGCGGUGGGUACGGCUACCUUGCAGAGCAGAGCAUCGCCUUUGGCUAUGUGUCCUCCACAGCGUUAGAGUCCGGAGCGCCGCUGGCCAUCGAGGUCAUCGGUCAGCUCUGCGAAGCAAAGGUGCAAGAAGGGGCAUUCCCGGUCAAGCAGGCUGAUGGCGAUUCGCUUAAGGUUGAGCAGGUUUACAUACACACUUGCGUACAUGCAUGA
Symbiodinium sp. CCMP2592 is the source of this 2937-nucleotide messenger RNA. The record is from the annotation of a GenBank genome assembly. NCBI's taxonomy places the organism in Eukaryota, Dinophyceae, Suessiales, Symbiodiniaceae.